GCUCGCUCAAUUCACGCACUCCACCAGAUUUUCGACCAAGGGUCUGGUUCUGGAAUAACCCACGGAGGACGACAAGCAAAUGGACCGAGCCAAUUCAUUCCAAUGCAGUAAAACGAAGCUAUGCAAACAUGAGUUACCAAGAAGCACAAGACGAAAGAUGCCCUGAGGCGUCAAUGCUUGAAUCAAUUGAUGAAGUGGGGUCGGGAAAUGAGUCCUUGUUGAACGAUGAUGAGAAUGUCGGCUCGGAGGACCGGUUUGCCUCGGGCACUGUGGCGAGUGCGUCGAGCGCAAGUCGAAGAAUGCUGGUAUCCAAUACCAGUGUCACAACAGAAGGAUCAGUCUAUGGAGGCUCCAGAUCAAGCCGUUGUCAGGAUCGUCCCGUCAUUGCGGACAGAACUACCAGAACCAGACAUGAACGGGAACAUCAUCGGCAACCGAGAGCCCCAACAACCCAACAGAGAACUCCAACAAGCCAAGGCUUUGAAAAACUGGAGGCAUACGUAUAUCCCAAUGACGAAAACGCGGUGCCAUUCGAAGCUCAAUCCGCUUCCAAAUUAAGCCUAGAGGAAGAUUUUUCCUUGCAUCUGUCGAGGACGACUGGGACUGGAUCUCAGCAGCUCGCUAUGUGGAUUAAGGAGGUCAAUUUGGCGGUUGGUAAGGUGCCCUCUAAAUUGACUGUUCAGACGGAUGUGAGGACGGUGGAGAAAACCGUGGCGGGAGUACCUCCACGAUCAAGAUCGGCUCUUUCGCCGGCAAAUAGGAACGAUAGAAGGGCAUUCUCCCCAGCUAACAACAGCAAGAGUGACUACCCGAGACAGCGAUUAUUUCAACAAAGGGAACCAUCAUUCUCACCGACAAAGAAGAGAGGGUCUGAUAUUUCCUCGGCAAAAGCGCAAUGGCACGAAAAAUGCCAGGCACACGAAAAACACAGGCCUCCACCAGUUCCUUCCCCAGCAAGAUCUGCGACGUCGACGACACGCGGUGCAACUGCCGCCAGGUCAAUCACACCUAUUCAUGCUCCUUCCCCAGGCAGAUCAUCAACUACCUCAGCAGAGUCCAACUUAUUGUUGGCAAGUAUUGAAGGCCAGUACAAGAACCUUCGAGAGGACCUGAUAAGAGAAUCGACUCUGGAAGAACCGCAGAGUCUCUCCGACUCUGACUCGAAAAUAGAAGAGCCCGAACCCAUUGAAGAAGAAGAAGAAAUUGACGAAGGAAGCAGAAGUGAAUCUGCCGUUGAAUCCUGUUGCCGAAAACCAAGGAAUCGUCGCAAUCACUCUCGUUCCAAGGGCGCAGCCAACGCAAAAUCCUCGAAACCAUUCCGCAGCUAUGAGCCCCCAAUCGAAUUCCCCCGAGAUCGUUUCUCGCUUGGAAUGCUCUCAACAAGAUCAUCAGGCAUUCUGUCUGCCAAUUCUUGGUCCUCAAACGCAUCAUCAAUCUCAGGCAUUUCAGUCACUUACCCUGGAGGCAAGAGCUGUGGACUCUUUUUGUGCGACUAAUUUAGAGGAUCCAGAAAUGCAGUUGUUGCACUCUGCAGAAGAAAGCGGAUGGCUUUGUGGUUGGGCAUGAAACCAGUACCAAAAUUUAUAAUGAUCGUCGGAUGAUGUGGGAGCGCAUGUUGGAGUCGGCAGCUUGAAAGUAUAUUGAUGGUUGUCCCGAUUGCAGAAAUCUAUCCAACGCUGUCCUACGGUAGGCAGAUAAGAUAAAUACAAGCCUUGCCUUGCCUUGCCAGGACAAGGAGAAAGCAAGAUAGAGGAAUUGCCAAACUUCACAGUCGCACGUACAAAAUGUUCCCAUCGAGAAGCACAGGAAUGCGCUGUCACCGCUAAAAAAUGCUAUUUGAAAAUUCGUCCUCACUGUCCUGCCCUGCUAUUUUAAAAUAAAAAAUAGCUAGCACAGAUAGAGUAUCGUGACUCGGUGAUACUAGCAAGGGGCAACUUUGGUUCAAACCCGAGACGAAGCUUGGUGUUGCUUUACGGUACGUUGCCGCUUCAACAGGAGAGCGUCCGCAGCCAGUACAUGUUCUUGGGGGAUUCUGAAAGCUCCAAGUAGUCGAGCGAACCGCAGCGCAGUAAGAAACAAAUUUAAUUUGGGACCUAUUUUC
Molecule: messenger RNA, 2101 nt
Organism: Seminavis robusta
Lineage: Eukaryota; Bacillariophyta; Bacillariophyceae; Naviculales; Naviculaceae
Source: the annotation of a GenBank genome assembly